Molecule: messenger RNA, 219 nt
Organism: Clonostachys rhizophaga
Lineage: Eukaryota; Fungi; Ascomycota; Sordariomycetes; Hypocreales; Bionectriaceae
Source: the annotation of a GenBank genome assembly
AUGCAAGUGUUUCAAGGACGCAAUGCUUCGGCCUGUUACAAUUGCCAUCGCCAAAAGGUCAAAUGUACCGGGGAUGCCAUCAUGCUGAUGCCCUUACCCGCGCAGAGCAACCAUGCCAGCGAUGCUCCAAGAGCCAGAAGGCUUGAGUGUACCCCGAAGCCCAAAGGAACAUCAUUCCUGUGCCGGAAACAUACCUGCAGAACCUGGACCGCUCACUGA